This is a messenger RNA of Elgaria multicarinata webbii, 17557 nucleotides long. RefSeq names its product epiplakin-like. Gene Ontology annotation, molecular function: keratin filament binding; structural molecule activity. Gene Ontology annotation, cellular component: cell junction; cytoskeleton; membrane. Lineage: Eukaryota; Metazoa; Chordata; Lepidosauria; Squamata; Anguidae. The record is from RefSeq and is a predicted model, not a curated record. Gene Ontology annotation, biological process: intermediate filament bundle assembly; wound healing. The coding region runs from base 28 to 17523 and encodes 5831 amino acids. The transcript has a single exon.
GAGGGAGGGAGCUGUUACCCAGCCAAGAUGGAGGCGAGGGCAUCGGUGGCACAGGCACGAGGAGGAGGCCUCCCCUGUUUCCGUAGCACCACGGCAGCAAAGGCGGAAAUGUGCAUCAGGAGCAUUGCAGGGGUCUACGUGGAGGCCUCCGGCAAAGCCAUGAGGUUUUCCGAUGCUGUCCGGGAGCACUUGCUCCAGCCUGAUCUGGCAUUAGCCCUUCUGGAGGCACAGGCGGCCACAGGCGGCAUUGUUGACCCUGUGGGAAAGCAGCUGAUCUCCGUAGCAGAGGCAUUAGCCAUGGGAUUAGUCGGGCUGGAAAUAAAGGAGAAACUGUUGUGUGCAGAGCGUGCCGUGACGGGCUUCACCGACCCUUAUACGGAGGAGAAGAUCCCGCUCUACCAAGCCAUCCAAAAAGAGCUGAUUGGAAGGGAACAGGGCCUGCACCUACUGGAAGCCCAGAUAGCCACUGGAGGCAUCAUUGACCCUGCCACCGGCCACCGUGUCCCUCUGCAUGAGGCCUACGCAUGUGGAUUCAUCGAUGAAGAGAUGAGCAACCUCCUCUCUGAUCCUGGGAAUGAGGAGGCCAAGGGCUUCUUGGACCCCAACAGCAACCAGAAGGUCCCCUACAUGGAGCUGAUGAGAAGAUGCAUCGCAGACCCAGCCACGGGGCUGCUACUGCUGCCCCUGAAAAUCUCCUUCCCUGGGCUGAGAGGGUCUGUGUGCAGCCAUGAGCUGCUGGACUCCAGAAUCAUUGACUCACCCACGUUCAAAGCCCUUCAUGACGGGGAGGUCACAGCGCAGGAAGUGGCAGAGAUGGACUCUGUUCAGCAGUACCUCUCAGGGACAAACAGUAUCGCUGGCGUAGCCAUCCUGCCCACCGGUGAAUGUAGGAGUCUGUACCAGGCUUUAACAGACCACCUCCUAAUGCCAGGCACAGCUGUGAGGCUCCUGCAGGCACAGGCUGCGACAGGCUGCUUGAUAGAUCCGGAGAAGAAUGAGAAGUUCACCGCUGGUGCUGCCGUCCGGGCCGGUGUUGUUGGGCCAGGCCUCUAUGAGAAGUUGUCUUCAGCAGAGAAAGCUGUCACAGGGUACAGAGACCCCUUCACUGGGGAGACGCUCUCCCUAUUCCAGGCCAUGAAAAAGGGCCUUGUGCCCAGGGACCCUGGCCUUUUCCUGCUGGAAGCCCAGCUUGCCACUGGUGGCAUCAUCGACCCACACGCCCAUCACCGGCUCCCUGUGGAGGUGGCCUGUCAGCGGGGCCAUUUAGACAGAGACCUGCACAGCCGUCUCUGCAAUCCCACCGAUGACAUCCGUGGGUUCCUUGAGCCCAACACAAAGGAGAACUUGUCAUAUGCAGAACUGGUGCUGAGAUGUGUCACUGAUCCAGACACCGGACUCUGCCUCUUGCCCCUUUCUGGAGACCACAGGAGGGAACACGCCUUCAUCGACCACAGCACACAGGUUGCUCUGAGAAACUCGGUGGUGUCUGUGCCCUGUGGCAGAUUCCAAGGGAAGCCCGUGUCCCUCUGGCACCUGCUCUUCUCAGACUACUUUACAAGAGAGCAGAGGAGAGCCCUCGUGCAACAGUUCUGCUCCGGGGCCCUUUCCACUCGACAAUUGGCUAACAAGGUCUGUCUCGCCGUCCAGCAAGUCACUGACAACUCUAGAGUCACCUUUGAAGGCUUGAGGGACAAGGUGACCCCUGCCCAGCUCCUGAGCUCCGAAAUCAUCAACAAAGAUUUAUUCGAGAAGUUAACGCAAGGGGAGACCUUGCCCAAGGAUGUUGUUAGCAUGGGGAUGGUGAAGAAGUACUUGGAAGGGACGGGCUGCAUCAGUGGGCUGCUCCUGCCUGACUCCCAGGAGAAAAUCAGCAUCUACCAAGGGAAAAGGAGAGGCUUUCUGCGGCCAGGAACAUCCCUCAUCCUUCUAGAGGCUCAGGCUGCCACAGGGUACAUCAUUGACCCAGCUGCCAACAAGAAAUACUCCGUGGACGAGGCCCUGCGUGCUGGCGUCGUUGGCCCAGAUGUUUACGACAAGCUCGUGGCUGCUGAAAAAGCUGUCACAGGCUACAGGGAUCCUUACACGGGGGACAAGAUCUCCCUCUUCCAGGCCAUGAUGAAGGACCUCAUCGUCAAGGAGCAUGCCAUCCGCCUGCUGGAGGCCCAGAUCGCCACCGGGGGCAUCAUCGACCCUGUCAACAGCCACCGCCUGCCGGUGGAAGCGGCCUACAAACGGGGCUACUUUGACAAGAAGAUGAACCUGAUCCUUUCGGACCCCAGCGACGACACCAAGGGCUUCUUUGACCCAAACACCCACGAGAACCUGACUUACCUGCAGUUGAAGGAGAAGUGCAUCACGGAGCCCUCCACGGGCCUCUGCCUCCUGCCGCUCAACAGCAGGAAGCGGCAGUUCAUUGACGACGCCACCAAGCAAACCCUUAGGAGCUCCUGGCUCUUGGUAAAAUACGGCCGUUUCCAAGGACAACAGGUCUCCGUAUGGGAUCUACUGAACUCAGAAUACUUCAGCGAGGGGAAGAGGCGGGAAAUAUUCAACCACUACUCCCUACGGAAGGUCACCCUAGAACAAAUCCGUCUCAUGUUAGAAGAGGAGAUGAAGAAAUGGGCCCGCAUCCAAUUCCCAGCCCUAAGGGGGAAGGUCACUGCCUACCACCUGGUGGAAACUGGCAUCCUUGAGAAGGAGCUCUUUGAAAGGCUCCUGGAGGGAGCUGUGAGCCCAGAGGAGGUGCUGCGCAUGGAUUCGGUCAGAAAGUACCUCUACGGCACAGGCAGCAUUGGGGGAGUCGUGCUGCAGCCCUCCAAUGAACGAGUGAGUCUCUAUGAAGCCAUAAAAAGGAGCAUUGCAUUGCCAGGGGUGGUGCUGCCCUUGCUUGAGGCACAGGCUGCCACGGGCUUCAUCAUUGAUCCAGUGAACAAUCAGAAACUCUGCCUAGAUGAUGCCGUGAGGGAAGGCCUGGUCGGCCCUGAGCUUUACGAGAAGCUCCAGCGUGCAGAAGAAGCCGUCACGGGUUACAUGGACCCUUUCACAGGCCAGAAGAUUUCCCUCUACCAAGCCAUGAAGAAAGGCCUUGUGGCUGACAAACAGGCCAUACAGCUGAUGGAUGCCCAGCUGUCUACUGGGGGGGUCAUUGACCCCCACAGUGGCCACUAUGUCCCAGUAGAAUUUGCCCAGAGAAAAGGUUACUUGGAUGAGGACUUCUGUGAAAUGCUCUCCAAACCCAGCUCUCACACCAAAGUGUUCAACACCCUUGACAGCAAAGAAAAUGUGACCUAUGGCCAGUUGAUAAAUCGGUGUCAGACGGAUGAAGUUUCUGGCAUUCACCUGUUGCCUCUGUCCCAAAGGGCUUCUCCUAUUCACACAGAUGAGCAGGUCGAGCAGCUCUUCAGGGAGACCCUUGUGGAGGAGAAGGGGGUCUCCCUCUGGGAGCUCCUGACCUCUGGCUACUUCACUGAAGAGCAGAGAAGAGAGUUCCUUGAGCAGUAUAGGUCUGGGGCAAUGUCACUCCGCCAACUGCUUGCCCUGGUCCAGGGACUCAUUAAGGAAAUAGAAAUGAAGGCUCAAACGCAGGUGGCUUUCCAAGGCCUGAGAGGCGCAGUGCCUGCAGUCUGGCUUCUGGAUACUGGCAUCAUUUCAGAAAAGACAUUCAUAGAGCUGGCCCAGGGCAGGAGAACCGCCAGAGAAGUGUCCGAGAGGGAAAGCGUGAAGAAAUACUUGCAGGGCACUGGGGGCAUCGCUGGAGUCUUCAUUCAGGCCUCCCAAGAGAAAAUGAGCAUUUACCAAGCGAUGCAAAACAACCUCCUUCUGCCGGGCACAGGAGCAAGGCUACUGGAAGCCCAGGCAGCCACGGGCACCCUCACAGACCCAGUGACAAACCAGAGGCUUGGCGUCGAGGAGGCUGUGAAAGCCGGCAUUGUGGGUGAAGAACUGACAGAGCAGCUGCUGCAGGCGGAGAGAGCACUAACCGGCUACCCCGACCCCUACUCAGGAAAGCCAAUCUCAGUGUGCCAGGCGAUCCGGAAGGAGCUCAUUGCUGCCAGUGCCGGCAUCCCUUUACUCGAGGCUCAGUUGGCCACUGGAGGGGUCAUUGACCCCCUCCAUCACCACCAUCUUCCUCUCCAUGCUGCCUAUAAGCACGGCUUCUAUGAUGAAGAAAUGCACCAGGCCCUUUCUCAGCACAACGAUGACACCUGCGUCUUCUUUGACCCGAAUACACAGGAGAGCCUGGCUUAUCAGCAGCUGAAGGACAGAUGCAUCCGGGAUGCUGAGACCGGACUCUUCCUGCUCCCUCUCUCAGAAGAUGCAGCUUUCUACGGGGACAGACGCACCAUGGAGGUGCUGAAAUCUGUAACUGUCUUUGUCAACGCUGGGCGGUUUAAAGGCCAAGAAGUUUCUCUCUGGGACUUGCUCAACUCGGAGUACAUCAGCAACAGCAAGCGGAGAGAGCUGGUGAUGGCAUACAAGGAGGAGAACGCUGAGAUACUUCAAGAAAUGAUCGCAACCGUCACCAAGAACAUCGAAGAGACUGAACAGCAAGGCAAGCAGUUCACCUUCAAGGGCUUGCGCAAGCAGGUCUCAGCCAGUGACCUCUUCCAAUCACAGCUCAUAGACAAAGAAACUCUGGAUGAACUGCGUCAUGGAAAGAAAACUGUCCAGGAAGUCACUGAGAUGGAUUCUGUGAGGCAAUACCUCGAGGGCUGUAACUUCAUCGCUGGAGUCCUUGUACAGCCAAGCCACGAAAGGAUGAGCAUCUACCAGGCUUGGAGGCGGGGUCUCCUCAGACCAGGGGUGGCUCUGGUGCUGUUGGAAGCCCAGGCAGCCACAGGGUUCCUCAUUGAUCCCGUGAAAAACAAGAAGUUGUCAGUAGAUGAGGCGAUGGCAGCAGGGCUGAUUGGGAGGGAGAUUUACGAGAAGCUACUGAGUGCGGAAAAGGCCGUGACGGGAUACACACACCCCUACACCAAAGGCCAGAUCUCCCUCUUUGAGGCCAUGAACGAAGAGCUCAUUGUGAAAAGCCACGGCAUCCGCCUGCUGGAGGCCCAAAUAGCCACCGGGGGCAUCAUCGACCCUGUGCACAGUUACCGCAUCCCUGUUGAGGUGGCUUAUAAGCGGGGCUACUUCGACGAAAAAAUGAACCAAAUCCUUUCAGAUCCAACAGAUGACACCAAAGGCUUUUUCGACCCCAACACACAUGAGAACCUCACUUACCUGCAGCUAUUAGAACGAUGCAUCCAAGAUCCAGGGACUGGACUGUAUAUGCUGCAAAUUGUCAAAAGAGGGGAAAGGUACUUUUACAUUGAUGAGACAACGAAGCAAUUUCUGAAGGCACAACCUAUGCAGAUGCAUGUAGGCAGGUACAAAGGCCAAUCCGUCUCCAUGUGGGACCUCCUCUGCUCCCCCUAUAUCCACGAACAGAGAAGGAAAGACCUGGUGAGCCAGUAUAAGUGUGAGGACCUGACAUUAGAACAACUCAGCGAAGCCAUCACCACUAUUAUUGAGGAAACGGACCAGAAAGCCCAGACGCUCAAACUUAAGGGACCGAGGGGGGAGGUGUCAGCCGCGGAGCUGUUCAACUCAGAGAUAAUUGACAAAAAAACGCUGGAUGGGCUUCAUCAAGGGGCUGGUGCCCUUCAGCGGCUUGCCCAGAAGGACUCCAUGAAACGAGUCCUGGAAGGAACCGGCUCCAUUGCUGGAGUCUUGAUAGGAACCGAAGGGCAAAGGAUGACUAUCUUCGAGGCCAUGAAGAGAGGUCUUCUCUCACCAGAAAACGCUCUCAUGUUGUUGGAAGCCCAGGCUGCCACUGGAUUCAUCCUUGACCCACUGAAGAAGAAAACAUUCUCUGUUGAUGAGGCUGUCUCUGUGGGGCUCAUCGGCGAAGAGAUUCAUGAGAAGCUUCUCUUUGCAGAGAAAGCUGUUACAGGAUACACCGACCCAUCCAUGGGGAACAAAAUAUCUCUUUUCCAAGCCAUGAAACAACGUGUAGUAGAGAAACCACUUGCUCUGAGGCUGCUGGAGGCCCAGAUUGCUACUGGGGGCAUAAUCGACCCGAUCUAUGGCCACCGCAUCCCUGUGGAGGUGGCUUGCAAACGUGGCUAUAUGGAUGACCACACUUUCGUCCUGCUUUCUGAUGCAGAUUAUGCUACCAAAGGAUUUGUGGAUCCCAACACUCAAGGAAGGAUUACAUAUGCACAACUCCUGCACAGAUGCACUAAAGACACAGGCACAGGGAUGUAUCUCUUACAGUUGAUAGGAAAGAGGGACUAUUUCUAUGUAGAUGAGAUAACCAAAAAUAUUCUCUCAUCCACCAAAGUAAAUGUAACACUUGGGAAAUACAGAGGACAGACCGUCUCUUUAUGGGAGCUUCUUUCUUCAGACUACAUUAAUGAAGAAAAGAAGAAAGAACUGAUUAGAAAAUAUAAGCAGGAGUCCUCUGCUGUUCUGCAACACAUCAUCAAUGAAAUUCUGAAAAUAAUAACAGAAAAAGAAGAAAGCAGAAGAGAUAUAUGGUUCCAGGGGCUACGGAAACAAGUCACAGCUGCAGAACUACUGAAAGCUGACAUAAUUGGUAAAGACACAAUGAAGGACUUAGAGGAGGGCAAACAGACUCCACAAGAUGUAGCACAGAUGGAUUCAGUGAGGAGAUACCUGGAAGGCACCAGCUGCAUUGCUGGAGUGCUGGUGCCCUCCAGGUCAGACCCUUUGAAGACGGAGAAGAUGACCAUCUACCAGGCCAUGCAGAAGGGCAUUCUGAGGCCAGGCACAGCCCUGGUGCUGCUGGAGGCCCAAGCCGCCACUGGGUUCAUCACUGACCCUCUGAAGAACGAGAAGCUCUCGGUCAAUGAAGCCACUUCUGCCGGACUGGUGGGCGGAGAAAUUCAUAACAAGCUCCUUUGUGCAGAGAAAGCAGUCACUGGAUACACUGACCCAAAUACGGGUGGAAAAAUAUCUCUUUUUCAGGCAAUGGGAAAAGAUCUCAUCAUCAAAGAACAUGGUAUCCGUUUGCUGGAAGCUCAAAUUGCUACUGGAGGUAUCAUUGAUCCAGUCAACAGUCACCGUGUCCCCAUUGAGAUGGCCUACAAACGGGGAUACUUUGAUGAGAAAAUGAACCAGAAGCUCUUAGACCCCACGGACGAAACCAAGGGCUUCUUUGAUCCCAACACACAUGAGAACCUCACAUACAAGCAGCUGCUAAAAAGAUGCACUCGUGACCCAGACACUGGACUCCUUAUGCUCCGACUACAUGACCGGGACAUAAACGCCCUUCAUUUAGAUGAAAACAUAAGGAAGGCUCUGAAGACUACAACAACAAAAGUUAGCCAAGGGAAUUUCCAGGGACAGGUGCUUCCUCUGUGGGACCUCCUGUUCUCUCACCACAUCUCAGACUGCAAACGGGAAGAGCUCCUGAGCCAAUACAGAGACGGCAGGCUGACCCUUGUGGACCUAACGCAAAUCCUCACCGCACUCCUUACGGAGGCUACAACCACAGGGGGUAAGCACCCCACUACCUCUGACAUGCCAGGCCGUGGUGGUGCCGACAGUUCUGCGAGAGAAGAGGUUGCCGAGGCUUUGGAACUGGGUGAAAAGGAGAAGGCUCUGAAGUCCCGGAUGGUCGAAGUAUCCACCAGAGAGUUCCAUGGACGGAAGGUUUCCGUGUGGGAAGUGCUUCACUCCAAGUACAUCCCAGAGGAGAAAAGGAAGGAGCUCAUGCAACUCUACUUAUCUGGCGUACUCACCGUUGACCAAAUGGAAACAGUCGUCACCACCAUCGUCAACAAAACGGCGGAGGAGAAAACAACGGAAGCAUCCCAUGGACAUGCACACACGGGCCAGUGGGAGGACGCCUUGAGGAAUCACACCGUGGUCCUGCACAUCGGUGAGUUCCACACUCAGGAAAUCUCCCUCUGGGAUCUCCUCUUCUCGCAGUACGUUCCGGAAACCCAAAGAGAGGGGCUCUUAAUGAAGUACCGUUCCGGAAUCCUGAGUAUCCUGGAGCUGAUACAAUUGCUGACCCCCCUCCUCACGGAGGCAGAGGGACCUUGUGGCAAAGAAACAGAAGAUGCCAGGAGUCCGAAAAGGGAGCGGCCCCAGUCCCAGGCAGAUGGAGCGCCUCCUUCCCCACAGGAUGCCGAACUGGAGAGCGCUUUACGGCUGGUGACCACAGAUGUGCCUGUGGGUGAGUUCCAAGGCCACAAGCGCUCAGUGUGGGAGCUGCUCUUUUCCAAAUAUGUGACCACAGACAAACGGCACGAGCUCCUGGAGAGGUACCGAGCCGGAUCUGUGACCGCAGAGGAGCUUGUCCAAAUAAUCACCGCCCUCAUUGAGGAGAUGGAGCAGAAGAGCAACCAGCUGAAAUUCUCUGGGCUCAGGAGGCAGGUGACAGCCUCAGAACUGUUCGACUCCCAGAUCAUUGACCAGGACACGCUCUCCGAGCUGACGCAUGGCACCAAGACUGUGGGGGAGGUCAAAGAAAUGGAGUCCGUGAAGCGAUACUUGGAAGGCACCAGCUGCAUUGCCGGCGUGUUGGUGCCCUCCAGGUCAGAUCCUUUGAAGACGGAGAAGAUGACCAUCUACCAGGCCAUGUGGAAGGGCGUCCUGAGGCCAGGCACAGCCCUGGUGCUGCUGGAGGCCCAGGCCGCCACUGGGUUCAUCACUGACCCGCUGAAGAACGAGAAGCUCUCGGUCAGCGAAGCCGUAUCUGCCGACCUGGUGGGGGGCGAACUGCAAGAGAAGCUUCUCUCUGCAGAGAGAGCCAUAACUGGCUACAACGACCCGUACACAGGGAACAAAAUCUCCCUUUUCCAGGCCAUGAAGAAAGGCCUCAUCGUCAAAGACCAUGGCAUCCGUCUGCUGGAGGCCCAGAUUGCCACCGGGGGCAUCAUCGACCCUGUGCACAGCCAUCGGCUCCCCGUGGAAGUAGCGUACGAGCGGGGCUAUUUUGACCAGGAAAUGAACCAGAUCCUCUCAGACCCCACAGAUGACACCAAGGGCUUCUUUGAUCCCAACACUCACGAAAACCUCACGUACAUGCAGCUUCGGAACAGGUGCCUCCCCGAUCCGGACACCGGCCUCCUGAUGCUUCAAGUCAUGGACAAGGGCUCUUUUUCCUUCCACCUCACCGAGAACACAAGGAAGUCUUUGCAGUCUGCCAAGACCAGGGUUGGUGUGGGGCUCUUCCAGGGACAAGAAGUCUCCCUCUGGGACCUCCUCUUCUCCAGAUACGUCCCUCCGCAUAAGAGGCUGGAGCUACUAAGGCAGUACAAGGCUGGUACUAUAAGCCUGGAGGACAUCCAACAAAUUCUCAUCACCAUCAUCACUGAGACGGAAGGAAGGAGCACCAAGCCAACGGGGCACAAACAACCUCCUGGCACAACCACAGCAAUGCCGCCGAAAGAUGACACUGCCCAUCCCAACUUCGAGGAGCCCUGGCAGAAGGCCUUGAAGUCCACAACUGUCGACGUUCCUGCGGGAGAGCACCGCGGUCAGACGACCACUGUGUGGGACCUGCUCUUCUCCAGAGACAUCUCCGAGGAGAAGAGGACAGAAUUACUGGGCUUGUACAGAAGAGGGUUGCUGCCUAUGGACCGGCUGAUAAGUCUCCUCACCACCCUUGUCACGAAAAAGGAAGCCUCCAGUAGGACAUUUGACAUUAAGGUGAGAAGUCCAGAGCAAGUCGUGGCAACCAGUGGGAAAUCUCCUGUGGUCUCCUCCCCAGAUUCUGGGAACUGGGAAAGCGCCUUGCGGUCUCAGCCCAUGCAAGUCCCUGUGGCGGAGUUUCAAGAUCAGCAACUCUCUGCGUGGGACCUCCUGUUCUCUCACCACAUCUCAGACUGCAAACGGGAAGAGCUCCUGAGCCAAUACAGAGACGGCAGACUGACCCUUGGGGAGCUAACACAAAUCCUCACUGCUCUCCUUACGGAGGCUACAACCACAGGGGGUAAGCACCCCAAUACCCCUGAGAUGCCCAGCCCUGAUUACACCGACGAUGACGACGACAGUUCUGCAAGAGAAGAGGUUGCUGAGGCUUUGGAACUGGGUGAAAAGGAGAAGGCUCUGAAGUCCAGGAUGGUCGAAGUAUCUGCCGGUGAGUUCCAUGGACGGAAGGUUUCCGUGUGGGAAGUGCUUCACUCCAAGUACAUCCCAGAGGAGAAAAGGAAGGAGCUCAUGCAACUCUACUUAUCUGGCGUACUCACAGUUGACCAAAUGGAAACAGUCAUCACCACCAUCGUCAACAAAACGGAGGAGGAGAAAACAACGGAAGCAUCCCAUGGACACGCACACACGGGCCAGUGGGAGGACGCCUUGAGGAAUCACACUGUGGUCCUGCACAUCGGUGAGUUCCACGGUCAGGAAGUCUCCCUCUGGGAUCUCCUCUUCUCGCAGUACGUUCCGGAAACCCAAAGAGAGGGGCUCUUAAUGAAGUACCGUUCCGGAAUCCUGAGUAUCCUGGAGCUGAUACAAUUGCUGACCCCCCUCCUCACGGAGGCAGAGGGACCUCGUGGCAAAGAAACAGAAGAUGCCAGGAGUCCGAAAAGGGAGCGGGCCCAGUCCCAGGCAGAUGGAGCGCCUCCUUCCCCACAGGAUGCCGAACUGGAGAGCGCUUUACGGCUGGUGACCACAGAUGUGCCUGUGGGCGAGUUCCAAGGCCACAAGCGCUCAGUGUGGGAGCUGCUCUUUUCCAAAUAUGUGACCACAGACAAACGGCACGAGCUCCUGGAGAGGUACCGAGCCGGAUCUGUGACCGCAGAGGAGCUUGUCCAAAUAAUCACCGCCCUCAUUGAGGAGAUGGAGCAGAAGAGCAACCAGCUGAAAUUCUCUGGGCUCAGGAGGCAGGUGACAGCCUCAGAACUGUUCGACUCCCAGAUCAUUGACCAGGACACGCUCUCCGAGCUGACGCAUGGCACCAAGACUGUGGGGGAGGUCAAAGAAAUGGAGUCCGUGAAGCGAUACUUGGAAGGCACCAGCUGCAUUGCCGGCGUGUUGGUGCCCUCCAGGUCAGAUCCUUUGAAGACGGAGAAGAUGACCAUCUACCAGGCCAUGUGGAAGGGCGUCCUGAGGCCAGGCACAGCCCUGGUGCUGCUGGAGGCCCAGGCCGCCACUGGGUUCAUCACUGACCCGCUGAAGAACGAGAAGCUCUCGGUCAGCGAAGCCGUAUCUGCCGACCUGGUGGGGGGCGAACUGCAAGAGAAGCUUCUCUCUGCAGAGAGAGCCGUAACCGGCUACAACGACCCCUACACGGGGAACAAAAUCUCCCUUUUCCAGGCCAUGAAGAAAGGCCUCAUCGUCAAAGACCAUGGCAUCCGUCUGCUGGAGGCCCAGAUUGCCACCGGGGGCAUCAUCGACCCUGUGCACAGCCAUCGGCUCCCCGUGGAAGUAGCGUACGAGCGGGGCUAUUUUGACCAGGAAAUGAACCAGAUCCUCUCAGACCCCACAGAUGACACCAAGGGCUUCUUUGAUCCCAACACUCACGAAAACCUCACGUACAUGCAGCUUCGGAACAGGUGCCUCCCCGAUCCGGACACCGGCCUCCUGAUGCUUCAAGUUAUGGACAAGUGCUCUUUUUCCUUCCACCUCACCGAGAACACAAGGAAGUCUUUGCAGUCUGCCAAGACCAGGGUUGGUGUGGGGCUCUUCCAGGGACAAGAAGUCUCCCUCUGGGACCUCCUCUUCUCCAGAUACGUCCCUCCGCAUAAGAGGCUGGAGCUACUAAGGCAGUACAAGGCUGGUACUAUAAGCCUGGAGGACAUCCAACAAAUUCUCAUCACCAUCAUCACUGAGACGGAAGAAAGGAGCACCAAGCCAACGGGGCACAAACAACCUCCCGGCACACCCACAGCAAUGCCGCCGAAAGGUGACACUGCCCAUCCCAACCUAGAGGAGCCCUGGCAGAAGGCCUUGAAGUCCACAACGGUGAACGUGCCUGCGGGAGAGCACCGUGGUCAGACGACCACCGUGUGGGACCUGCUCUUCUCCAGAGACAUCUCCGAGGAGAAGAGGACGGAAUUACUGGGCUUGUACAGAAGAGGGUUGCUGCCUAUGGACCGGCUGAUAAGUCUCCUCACCACCCUUGUCACGAAAAAGGAAGCCUCCAGUAGGACAUUUGACAUUAAGGUGAGAAGUCCAGAGCGAGUCGUGGCAACCAGUGGGAAAUCUCCUGUGGUCUCCUCCCCAGAUUCUGGGAACUGGGAAAGCGCCUUGCGGUCUCAGCCCAUGCAAGUCCCUGUGGCGGAGUUUCAAGAUCAGCAACUCUCUGCGUGGGACCUCCUGUUCUCUCACCACAUCUCAGACUGCAAACGGGAAGAGCUCCUGAGCCAAUACAGAGAUGGCAGGUUGACCCUUGUGGAGCUAACACAAAUCCUCACUGCUCUCCUUAUGGAGGCUACAACCACAGGGGGUAAGCACCCCAAUACCCCUGAGAUGCCCAGCCCUGAUGACACCGACGACGAUGACAGUUCUGCGAGAGAAGAGGUUGCCGAGGCUUUGGAACUGGGUGAAAAGGAGAAGGCUCUGAAGUCCAGGAUGGUCGAAGUAUCUGCCGGCGAGUUCCAUGGAAGGAAGGUUUCCGUGUGGGAAGUGCUUCACUCCAAGUACAUCCCAGAGGAGAAAAGGAAGGAGCUCAUGCAACUUUACUUAUCUGGCGUACUCACCGUUGACCAAAUGGAAACAGUCGUCACCACCAUCGUCAACAAAACGGAGGAGGAGAAAACAACGGAAGCAUCCCAUGGACAUGCACACACGGGCCAGUGGGAGGACGCCUUGAGGAAUCACACUGUGGUCCUGCACAUCGGUGAGUUCCACGGUCAGGAAGUCUCCCUCUGGGAUCUCCUCUUCUCGCAGUACGUUCCGGAAACCCAAAGAGAGGGGCUCUUAAUGAAGUACCGUUCCGGAAUCCUGAGUAUCCUGGAGCUGAUACAAUUGCUGACCCCACUCCUCACGGAGGCAGAGGGACCUCGUGGCAAAGAAACAGAAGAUGCCAGGAGUCCGAAAAGGGAGCGGCCCCAGUCCCAGGCAGAUGGAGCGCCUCCUUCCCCACAGGAUGCCGAACUGGAGAGCGCUUUACGGCUGGUGACCACAGAUGUGCCUGUGGGCGAGUUCCAAGGCCACAAGCGCUCAGUGUGGGAGCUGCUCUUUUCCAAAUAUGUGACCACAGACAAACGGCACGAGCUCCUGGAGAGGUACCGAGCCGGAUCUGUGACCGCAGAGGAGCUUGUCCAAAUAAUCACCGCCCUCAUUGAGGAGAUGGAGCAGAAGAGCAACCAGCUGAAAUUCUCUGGGCUCAGGAGGCAGGUGACAGCCUCAGAACUGUUCGACUCCCAGAUCAUUGACCAGGACACGCUCUCCGAGCUGACGCACGGCACCAAGACUGUGGGGGAGGUCAAAGAAAUGGAGUCCGUGAAGCGAUACUUGGAAGGCACCAGCUGCAUUGCCGGCGUGUUGGUGCCCUCCAGGUCAGAUCCUUUGAAGACGGAGAAGAUGACCAUCUACCAGGCCAUGUGGAAGGGCGUCCUGAGGCCAGGCACAGCCCUGGUGCUGCUGGAGGCCCAGGCCGCCACUGGGUUCAUCACUGACCCGCUGAAGAACGAGAAGCUCUCGGUCAGCGAAGCCGUAUCUGCCGACCUGGUGGGGGGCGAACUGCAAGAGAAGCUUCUCUCUGCAGAGAGAGCCGUAACCGGCUACAACGACCCCUACACGGGGAACAAAAUCUCCCUUUUCCAGGCCAUGAAGAAAGGCCUCAUCGUCAAAGACCAUGGCAUCCGUCUGCUGGAGGCCCAGAUUGCCACCGGGGGCAUCAUCGACCCUGUGCACAGCCAUCGGCUCCCCGUGGAAGUAGCGUACGAGCGGGGCUAUUUUGACCAGGAAAUGAACCAGAUCCUCUCAGACCCCACAGAUGACACCAAGGGCUUCUUUGAUCCCAACACUCACGAAAACCUCACGUACAUGCAGCUUCGGAACAGGUGCCUCCCCGAUCCGGACACCGGCCUCCUGAUGCUUCAAGUCAUGGACAAGGGCUCUUUUUCCUUCCAUCUCGGUGAGAACAUAAGGAAGUCUUUGCAGUCUGCCAAGACCAGGGUUGGUGUGGGGCUCUUCCAGGGACAAGAAGUCUCCCUCUGGGACCUCCUCUUCUCCAGAUACGUCCCUCCGCAUAAGAGGCUGGAGCUACUAAGGCAGUACAAGGCUGGUACUAUAAGCCUGGAGGACAUCCAACAAAUUCUCAUCACCAUCAUCACUGAGACGGAAGAAAGGAGCACCAAGCCAACGGGGCACAAACAACCUCCCGGCACACCCACAGCAAUGCCGCCGAAAGGUGACACUGCCCAUCCCAACCUAGAGGAGCCCUGGCAGAAGGCCUUGAAGUCCACAACGGUGAACGUGCCUGCGGGAGAGCACCGUGGUCAGACGACCACCGUGUGGGACCUGCUCUUCUCCAGAGACAUCUCCGAGGAGAAGAGGACGGAAUUACUGGGCUUGUACAGAAGAGGGUUGCUGCCUAUGGACCGGCUGAUAAGUCUCCUCACCACCCUUGUCACGAAAAAGGAAGCCUCCAGUAGGACAUUUGACAUUAAGGUGAGAAGUCCAGAGCAAGUCGUGGCAACCAGUGGGAAAUCUCCUGUGGUCUCCUCCCCAGAUUCUGGGAACUGGGAAAGCGCCUUGCGGUCUCAGCCCAUGCAAGUCCCUGUGGCGGAGUUUCAAGAUCAGCAACUCUCUGCGUGGGACCUCCUGUUCUCUCACCACAUCUCAGACUGCAAACGGGAAGAGCUCCUGAGCCAAUACAGAGACGGCAGACUGACCCUUGGGGAGCUAACACAAAUCCUCACUGCUCUCCUUACGGAGGCUACAACCACAGGGGGUAAGCACCCCAAUACCCCUGAGAUGCCCAGCCCUGAUGACACCGACGACGAUGACAGUUCUGCGAGAGAAGAGGUUGCCGAGGCUUUAGAACUGGAUGAAAAGGAGAAGGCUCUGAAGUCCAGGAUGGUCGAAGUAUCCGCCGGCGAGUUCCAUGGACGGAAGGUUUCCGUGUGGGAAGUGCUUCACUCCAAGUACAUCCCAGAGGAGAAAAGGAAGGAGCUCAUGCAACUUUACUUAUCUGGCGUACUCACCGUUGACCAAAUGGAAACAGUCAUCACCACCAUCGUCAACAAAACGGAGGAGGAGAAAACAACGGAAGCAUCCCAUGGACACGCACACACGGGCCAGUGGGAGGAUGCCUUGAGGAAUCACACUGUGGUCCUGCACAUCGGUGAGUUCCAUGGUCAGGAAGUCUCCCUCUGGGAUCUCCUCUUCUCGCAGUACAUCUCAGAUAGCAAAAGAGAAGAACUUCUAGGUAUAUAUCGAAAUUGCCAACUAACCCCUGAAGAACUCACUGCUAUAGUUUCUACUUUAAUUAGUGAAUUGAUUGAUGGUGGCAAUGAAUGUUCAGCACAUGACACAACACAUGCUGAUGUGGCAUCAUCUGAGAACGAAGAAGCUGUUCUUACUCCAGAAUGGCUAGAAAAGGAGAAGGCUCUGAAGUCCUGCAUGGUCGAAGUAUCCGCCGGUGAGUUCCACGGACGGAAGGUUUCUGUGUGGGAAUUGCUCCACUCUAAGGACAUCCCUGAAGAGAAAAGGAAGGAGCUCUUGCAACUCUACAAAUCUGGCAUUCUCACAAUUGGUCAAAUGGAGACUGUCGUCACCACCAUUGUUAACAAAAUGGAAGAGCAGAAGGAAAACACUUCAGAUGUGAGUGAUAACCAAGCAGUGCCAAGGGAACCUGAAACUCCCGACUCAUCGCACUACGACCUUCUACAGCAUACUUUACGCUUGGAGAAUAUUGAUGUCACUAUCCGAGAAAUCCAUGGCCAGAAGGCCUCAGUCUGGGAUCCUUUCUUUUCCAGGUGUGUGUCUAAUAUCAGGAAAGAGGAGAUUCUACACAGACAUGGAGCACCAACAGUAAGUGUUAAAGAAAAUUUCAGAAGCAUUACUACUCUUAUUACACAAACAGAAAACCCAGGUGACACAUCAUGCAAAACUGGGGAAAUUCCCACAGAACACCUUAUGUCACCAGGAACAUUCACGGCUUCUCACACAGAAUACCAAGAUGACACACAGACUGCUUUGAAAUCUAGACUGAUCAACAUAUCUGUUGAUGAGUUCCAUGAGCAACAAUUUUCAGUAUGGGAUCUACUUCACUCCAAAUACAUCCCAGAGGAGAAAAGGAAGGAGCUCUUGCGACUCUACAAAUCUGGCGUACUCACAGUUGACCAAAUGGAAACAGUCAUCACCACCAUCGUCAACAAAACAGAGGAGGAGAAAACAAAGGAAGUAUCCCAUGGACACGCACACACGGCCCACUGGGAGGAUGACUUGAGGAAUCACACCAUGGUCCUGCAAGUCGGUGAGUUCCAAGGUCAGGAAGUCUCCCUCUGGGAUCUCCUCUUCUCUCAGUACAUCUCAGAGUACGAACGGGAUGAGCUUCUGAACAAAUACAGAAAUGGCAGUCUGACUCUUGAGGAGCUCAGAAAAAUCCUUGCUGCUCUCCCUAUGGUGGUCACAAACAAAGAGAGUAAAUGUCUCUCAGCCCCUGACAUGCCCCGCUGUGAUAACGCUGCAUCUGAGAAAGAAGCAGAUGGUGAUGCUCUGGAAAUGGAGAUGGCGCUAAAGUCCCGGAUGGGUGAAGUAUCCGCCGACGAGUUCCAUGGACGGAAAGUUUCUGUAUGGGAACUGCUUCACUCCAACUACAUCCCUGAGGAAAAAAGGAAGGAGCUCUUGCAACUAUACAGGGAUAGCAUGUUGACCAUUGACCAAAUGGAAACUGUGGUCACCGCCAUGGUCAACAAAACAGUGGAGGAGAAAGCCAAAGAACUGUGUGGUGUUACAAGUCCGAGACAAGAGACAAGAACAUCUGGAGAAGGUCAGAAUGUUUGCUUCCCUCAGUCCAUCUCUUUGGAAGCCAUGUUACGAUCUGAGAGAUUUGUGGUACCAGUUGGUGAGUUCCAAGGGCAGAUGGUUUCUUGCUGGGAUGUUCUCCUCUCUAAAUAUAUUUCAGAAGACAAGAAGCAAGAUCUUCUAAAUAAAUUCAGAAUGAAAGCAGUCUCUGUUCAGGAUCUGACAGGCAUUCUCACCAACAUCAUCACAGAAGCAGAAAGGCGUAAGGGAGAUCUGCCAGCCAGCACAGAAGGUGGACAUAUAGCAGCUGAGGGCCUAGGCGAGAAAUGCGAAGAUCUGCAUGCGCGGCAUCAGCAACUGAAGAAAUCCUUGAGGACCACGAUGGUCCAGGUCACUGUAGGAGAGUACAAGGGACAGAAAGUGUGCGUGCUGGAUCUCCUGUUUUCUAAAUAUGUCCCUCAGGAUAAAAGGCAAGAACUCCUGGAAUUAUACAGAGCGGGGACAUUACCCAUCCAAGAGAUGAUAACAAUGAUCACUACCAUGACUGAAGAGGUUGAAAGCAAAUGUGGGAAGUCCAACCCAAAGAAAAAAAUGUCCUGCAAAAAAGGCAGAGUAUGUUGGAAGGAUCAAGGCGCACAGCCAUAACUGACUGAAGAAGCAGAGCCCGGAGGCUAACCCG